AUGAUUGUGUGGGUCCAAUUUCCGGCGCUCAAAGUUCACUUCUAUCACAAAGAGGUGCUGACAACCUUGGGGAAUUUGAUUGGCCGAACAAUCAAACUGGAUUUUCAUACCUUGAAUCAACAACGAGCCAGGUUCGCUAGGAUUGCUGUUGAAGUGGACCUCUCCAAGCCCCUGGUGCCUCGGAUUUAUCUCGAUGACAAAUGGCAAAAAGUAGAAUAUGAGAACAUCCCAGCCGUUUGCUUCGAGUGUGGUAGAAUCGGCCAUUCUACGGCGACAUGCCCAAAGGUCUUAUCUUCAGAAUCGGCCGGGGUCAUGAUCGUUGCCGAUCUGAGAUCCCCGGUGAACAGUCAAUCGUCGUCUCCGGAGCCACAAGCGGGAUUCGGGCCGUGGAUGUUGGUAUAA
Linum tenue is the source of this 402-nucleotide messenger RNA. Lineage: Eukaryota; Viridiplantae; Streptophyta; Magnoliopsida; Malpighiales; Linaceae. The record is from the annotation of a GenBank genome assembly.